Colletotrichum karsti is the source of this 2187-nucleotide messenger RNA. RefSeq names its product hormone-sensitive lipase. The transcript is spliced from 2 exons. Bases 1 to 2187 code for a protein of 728 amino acids. Gene Ontology annotation, molecular function: triacylglycerol lipase activity; sterol ester esterase activity. Gene Ontology annotation, biological process: triglyceride catabolic process. The record is from RefSeq and is a predicted model, not a curated record. NCBI's taxonomy places the organism in Eukaryota, Fungi, Ascomycota, Sordariomycetes, Glomerellales, Glomerellaceae. Gene Ontology annotation, cellular component: cytosol.
AUGAUCGACCACGUCCUCGGGCGGCCUUCGGUCAAGUCGCGCCGACUUCAGGUGCUGGCUGUCUUGGCCUUCUGGUCGGCUUACAUCUUCAGAGGCCACCCUCAUGGCCCUCCCUUUCUGCGCUUCUUCUCGAAGCUUACCACGAAGCGGUUGACGACAUGGCAGACCGUCGUCGCCACGAUGCUCUACCUAUAUGCCGCCCGCAAUUUCAGCACCCUCCUCGGCCUCGCGAGCCCUGAGCCCAUGUCAAACAUGUACGACGCCACAUACUUCCGCGCGACGUGGGUGUUGACUGCUCUGGACGCUGGGUUCUGGACUGCGAUGAAGAUCAAGGCGAAGUGGCUUCGCGACCUAGCCAGCAUCGUGUUCUCCGUCUUCUACAUGUUUGCCGCCGAGAAAGCCGACGAGAAGGUUCGCAAAGUCCGCGGUAUGCUGACGGUCGAGCACCUGCGAGUGUCUUGGAACAAAGGAACUACGCCCUACCUGCGCUUCUUCCAGGGCCUGAUGCGACCUCGAUUUUCGCGCUGGCCGCCCCGUGCCAUCCGCAUCCCUCGUCCUAGCGGCAGUGAUUACAAGGAACCUGUGUCGGCCUGGCUCUACUUUGACGGUCCGCUUACAGACCUCGCGCGACACAACCGAAUCAUACUCGAUAUUCCGGGUGGAGGUUUUGUGGCCAUGGAUCCUCGAUGCAACGAUGACAAGCUCUUCGCUUGGGCCGCCAAAACAGGGCUUCCUGUAUUGAGUCUGGAUUACAAAAAGGCCCCCGAAUUCCCAUAUCCAUACGCGCUCAACGAGUGUUUUGAUGUCUAUACAACCAUCGUCAGGAGCAAAGGAAGAUGCAUUGGAAUGUCGGGGAAGGAAACGCCUCGAGUUGUCUUUACGGGGGACAGUGCAGGAGGAAACCUGGCCACAUCGACGACCUUGAUGAUCAUCGAGCGAACAUCCGCUCCCAUGCGCCGCUACGUGAACACGGGAGAUCUGCCGCUUCCGGACGGACUCGUGCUUUUCUACCCGGGACUCGAUAUGAACAUCGGCAACUGGAUGUCCGAUGAGCAGAUGUCGCUGAUGAAGGACAGGAGGAUGAGAGGCACAAACAAGUCAAUCAUCAGGCGGAAAAGUAUGCAGUACAACGACCUGGUUGGUACGCCGCACCAGACCGAUGACGAGGAGGAGAGUGCUGCGAAGCAAGCAGCGGAAUUGACCACAAAGGAGCUCGAGAUCGCUUCUUCGCAGGCGCUUGCAAGCCCGCAUCCCGAGUACUCGCACAGCGGUCCCCAGGUCCUGUCCAACACACAGCUCGCGUCACAAGACGCCAAGCGCCAGCAGAGCACGUCUCACCAUUCAGAACCUCUUCGAACACGUCUCGCAAUGUCUUCGAUGAUUUCAUACUUCAACGAUCGUGUCCUUACCCCCGAAAUGAUGCGCGCGAUGAUCAUCCUCUACAUCGGACCCCACAACCGUCCGGACUUCAGCCAAGACUACCUGCUAUCUCCGGUACUGGCUCCGGACUCUCUGCUGGCCCGGUUUCCAAAGGUUUACUUCCUCACCGGCGAACGAGAUCCUCUAGUCGACGACACCGUCAUCUUCUCCGCCCGCCUGCGCAAGGUCAAGGAAGCAAUGUUCGAACAGGCCCGCUCCGAGCGCUCAGAGUUCGGUGACGGCUACGAACCGGUCUUUAACGCCAAGGACGUGGCCGAAGUUACAUUGAUUCCUGGCAUCUCCCAUGGCUUUUUGCAGUUCCCGACUGUGUACCCGCCAGCUUGGAAGCAUUUCGACAGAUCAUCCGAGUGGAUCAUGGACAUUUUCAAUCAAGCCGAUGCGGCUCGCGAACGUGAAGGUCGCGGACGUCGUCGGGUAGGAGGCCCGGCGACGAAUGGGAACACACAAGGAAGACAUCACACACGCGCCGAGUCGAGCGGGGACGAGGACCGGCCCCUCGAGAUCAGCAUGACGAGAGCCAGCCGCAGCAAGACCCUGACGAAGGAGCCCCAACCCAUGGAAGAAGGCGAGUCGCUCGUGGACAGGCUUGAGGUGGGCAACGGGAAGAAGAAGAAUGGCAGGGCGAGAGGCGCAAGUAAGAGCACAGGCGCGAGCCUGGUUAAACUCAAGAGUACCGACGAUCUGCUUGGUAGGCGCAUGCAGGGUCUCGCUGGUGGGUUGACUGGCGUAAGAGGCGACCACGAUUAA